AUGGAUGUUUUUUUUAAAAGCACAUAAAGUACUAGAUUAAAUUGAAACAAAGCUAUUUUAACUCUAGAAGAAUUCAUAAUUUACCUUAUUCUGCAGCAAUUUAAUUUGAAAGGUAUAAAAGCGCCUUCCUCUGAAACCUUGCCAACUCUCAGGGGUCCUAGAAACUCAGAACCUCCAUCUCCUAAACAUAUAUUACUAUAUAUUGAAUCUUCUCAACAUGCAUACAUUAUAUAUACCAUUAAAAUUAAAAAAAUAUAGACCUUCUUGAUAUAUUACCAUUAGGAAUUUUAUCAGAAUAAUAUACAAGAAAAAAUUUUUCUGGAAAAUCAAUUAUGCCAUCAUGUUCAGUAUCGAACUUCGAUGCUCUUCCUGAUAUCAAACUUCGCUGCCUUAGAAACAUAGACCCUACACCUACAUAUCCACAAAUUAAGAUUUGUGAAAGAAUUUUGCCACACUUGCAACCUUCAACAAUUUCAAAUUCUUCCAAUGGCAAAAUAAGGGCAUAUGCAGCAAAUACUCAUCAAGGUCUCACUCGUCUCUAUAAUGAAGAUAAAGCUGUAAUUAUUCUAUAUCAUUUUUUAGAAAUUGUUAUCUAUUUAUAUUAGCUCAGAUGCUGUAAUUUAGCAAAAAUAAUGACACAAUUAUUCGGCUGGAUGCAAGUUCUUUUUUGAGAGGAUAAAAAUCAAAAGUCCAGCAGCAGAAAACAAAGUCCAAUGGCCAAAUUGUUCUUUUUUUGGGCUUUAUGAUGGACAUGGUGGUAAAGCUUGUUCAAAUUUUUUAACUCUCCCUCAGCUAAUGGGUUAAUUUGUUAAAAUAGUGAAAUAUCCCCUAGUAGUUUUGCUCACCUAUCAAGGGGGAAUAAGAGAAAAUUUGCACCAUUACAUUAUCAAUGAUCCUCUUUUCCCAGAAUUCCCAAAACAAGCCAUAUUAAGAGGCUUUUCUCAAGCAGAGACUGAAUUUUUGAAGUUAGCAAAAGAAACUAACGAAAAAGCUGGCUCUUGUGCCCUAGUAGUAUUAAUUGUAGGGAAAAUGUGCUAUAUCGCAAAUUUGGGCGAUUCAAGAGCUGUUAUUAGUGCGUAUAAAGGUCAGCAAGCAAUUUCUAUAACGAGAGAUCACAAGCCAGAUGAUCCUGAAGAGCAAGCAAGAAUUUAUCAAAAUGGUGGAUCAAUUUAUUACAACCCAAAUAGCAAACACAUUAUUUAUAUGCCUUUUUUAUUUAAGUUUCUAUAUUAAAUCAUAUUUAAAUUUUAUUUGUAAAUUUAGUUAAACAAGGUAUAGAGUAUCACCAGGACGACUUUCAGUAAGUAGAACUAUUGGUGAUAUAGAUGCUAAAGAUCCAGCAUAUGGAGGAAAUCCAUAUGUUUUAAGUGCUAUACCAGAGGUAAAAUCUUUCAAAAUAAAAAAAGGUCAUGAUUUUAUCAUGAUGGGCUGUGAUGGAAUUUUUGACGUCAUGAGUUCAAAAGAUGUAGUCUCAGCAGCUUGGAAUAAUAGUUUAGUAUUUGAUGACUUAACAGCGAGCUUUUGUAGGAAUGGGGUCGAAGCAAUUAUUACUCAAAGUAUGAGGAGAGCAAGUUCAGAUAAUCUCACCGCGAUUAUUAUUUCUUUUAGCCAUGAGAACCACUACAGAGCAAAAUCUAAGUGUGCUUAG
Messenger RNA from Blepharisma stoltei, 1648 nucleotides. The record is from the annotation of a GenBank genome assembly. Lineage: Eukaryota; Ciliophora; Heterotrichea; Heterotrichida; Blepharismidae.